This is a messenger RNA of Penaeus chinensis, 2506 nucleotides long. RefSeq names its product peroxidase-like. Gene Ontology annotation, biological process: response to oxidative stress. The record is from RefSeq and is a predicted model, not a curated record. Gene Ontology annotation, molecular function: peroxidase activity; heme binding. Lineage: Eukaryota; Metazoa; Arthropoda; Malacostraca; Decapoda; Penaeidae. The coding region runs from base 18 to 2390 and encodes 790 amino acids. The transcript is spliced from 17 exons.
UUCGAAACUCUUGAUAAAUGAACCUUCCGUAUGAGAGUGUCAGUCGCCGGUUGACUCCAGGAGGUUGUGUUUGCGUUGUUUUGGAAACCAUGAUUCAAAGAAACAGAUUUAAUAUAUAUGGCUUCUUUCUGCUGUUAUUAAGCGGGUGCCCCUUGGCCACGCACAAUAACCUACACAGAGAUGACCAGGCCAUUGCACGACCUGUGAUCUUGGAGACUCAGCACGGGAGUCAGCGUCUGUCAAGCACCCACCCCUCAAGUGGUCAUCCAUCGGGCGAUCAUCCUCAGCCUCAUCCAUCGAACCAACGUCCCCGACCGUAUUAUACAGGAGACGACCAGCUAGGGUCUCCAUAUUACCUGGAUUCAGAGGGACGACCGGCGGCCCAGCCUCCGCAUGUGGCACCAGAGGACCUUUCCUUCAAGGGGAAGGAAUGCGAGAGCGACUACAAGGGCCCCUGCCUCCCGACGGAGAAGUACCGCAGCCACAGCGGCCGUUGCAACAACCUCCACUACCCUGGUUUCGGCGCCGCGGACGAGCCUCUCCCUCGGAUUCUGCCGCCGGUGCAUCACGACGCCUUCUUCAGGACCCGCUCCGCGACGGGCGGGCUGCUCCCCAACCCGCGCGUCGUGAGCCUGGCCGUGCGGAAUCUGCCCCCGGCGCGCCCCACGGAGCACAACGUCAUGGUCAUGCAGACGGGCCAGUUCAUCGACCACGAUUUCGUUCUCACGCCCGUUGUUCGAGGCGCCGACGACAAACCACUGGAAUGUAAGGAUUGCAGCUCGUGGACCAAUCCUGGAUGCGUGCCCAUUCCCAUUCCUCGAAACGACCCCUUCAUGUCCGCCCACGACGCCAAGACCGGGAAGCUUCGGUGCCUCCCCUUCACGAGAACCGUCGUCAGAGGUCGACCUAAUGGCUUUGGUCGUCACACGGUCGACCAGAUCAACACCAACACUGGAUUUCUGGAUUUGUCGACGGUCUACGGCACCAGCGACUGCCGCAUGAACCGCCUGCGACUGUUUGCCAACGGUCACAUGACUGAGACUCGGGUCAUGAACUUCGACAAAGGGGUUUUGCCUCUGGUUCCUGGCGACUUGUUCGAGGACUGCCGUACGAAGCAUAACAAGUGCUUCAUGGCAGGGGAUGACAGGAGCAACGAACACCUUGGCAUAAUGGUCACUCACAUACUGUACCUUCGUGAGCAUAAUCGCAUUGCAAUGGGGCUCGCGAAAAUCAACCCCCACUGGGACGACGAGAGGAUCUAUCAGGUCGCCAGGCAGAUCAACAUAGCCCAAUAUCAGCACAUGGUUUACAACGAGUUUAUCCCAACACUCAUCGGUUACUGGAAAGCUAAAGAAUACGAUUUGCUUCCUCAGAAAAACGGUUACUCAAAUCACUACGACAGCCGCGUGAACCCCGGCGUCUUGAACGAGUUCACCACGGCAGCCUUCCGCCUCGGGCACACGAUGAUCCCGGACGAUUUCCGGAUGCUGGACAAGGCCUACCUGCCGGUCUCGUCGUUCCCGCUCGUCGAGACCUUCCACAAUACGACUAUGGUGUUCCCGAUGGAAUCCGGCGACUACCUGGUUCGCGGGAUGGUAGGAACCAGGUUGAAACCGGUCGACCUGAUACUCGUGGACAUCACCCUCAACCGACUCUUCGAGAAAUUAGGAGUUCCUCAUUCGGGAGAAGACCUGUUUGCCAGGAACAUAGCUAGAGCCAGAGACCACGGCAUUGCUUCGUACACUACAUAUCGACAGUUCUGUGGUCUGGGACCUACUGCGAAUUUCGACGACCUGAGAAGCACCAUGUCCGACGAAGCAAUAACCGCCUUUCGGCAGGUCUACGCCAGUGUGCACGAUAUUGACCUCUAUGUCGGCGGUCUGGCAGAGAAGCUGUUGCCUGGGGCUUUAGUGGGCCCGACAUUCGCCUGCAUCAUCGCCUUCCAAUUUCUCAACAGUAAACGUGGAGAUAGAUUUUGGUACGAGAAUAAGGACGCGGGUUUCAGCUACGUGCAGCUCCACGCCAUCCGCAGCACAGCGUCCUUCUCUAGUAUAAUGUGCGAAAAUAUGGCCGAGAAGUUCGACCACAGGAUACCACCCCAAGCGCUGCGUUUGCCGUGCAACCGGAAGAAUCCUCUUACUCCGUGUAGCCAUCUGCACAAGCUAGACCUGACUCUGUGGGCCGAGAAACCGACGUACCAGCCCAAGUCCUGUACGUAUAUGAGCGUCGUGUACCGCCCUGGUGCUCCUGUGUCCGUGUCGCCUUGCCUCGCCUGCGUCUGUCACACGGAUGGCAAGCUCCAGUGCAAGGCUUCCCCUCGAGGCUGCGAAUAUCCUGGAAUGGACGAGUACUGUAAACUCUACUGUGAAGAAAGCAUUUACCGUAUUUAACAGGGUCGGUAAGGUGACUUGUAUGAAUUAUACUGUUGAAUUAUGCUGUUAAAUCUAUCUCCUGUAUACAUAUAUUUUUAUAUAGAAAUGAGUAUUAAAGUGGAAAAAAAAACUUG